Mercurialis annua (annual mercury) is the source of this 1854-nucleotide messenger RNA. RefSeq lists its product as uncharacterized. The transcript has 4 exons. The coding region runs from base 1 to 1854 and encodes 617 amino acids. NCBI's taxonomy places the organism in Eukaryota, Viridiplantae, Streptophyta, Magnoliopsida, Malpighiales, Euphorbiaceae. The record is from RefSeq and is a predicted model, not a curated record.
AUGAACCUAUCGUUUGUGAUAUGGUGCGAUGGUCGUAUAGUAAGCUCUCCGGCUGGAGUAGAAUACCAGGGCGGCCGUCGGGUGGAUAUGCCAAUUAUUGAUAGGAUGAAUUUUGAAGAAUUGAGAAAUAUUUGUAUAAGGGCAGUCGCUACGGACUCGGAAGUGGAGAUUACAAAAAUCUACUUUCGGCUUCCAAAAAUUGAAAGUGGUCGUAUUGUCUCCUACUCGUUGUACUCAGUGGAAAACAAAGAACAUAUUUUUGGAAUUUUGAGAGAGAAGAUGCGGUACCGAGGGCUUGAUACUUUAGAAUUUUACGUCGAGUAUCGUACUGUCGUUUGUAACGAUGUCUCUGUGGAUCAGUUGGUUCUGAGUGAAUCAAAUGGGUCGAAGAUAGGGAGUGAUGAAGAUGAAGAUGAUGAAGAGGAUUUUUUUGGUUGCGAGGAAGAGGCAGAAGAGCAAGAGGAUUGCAAUGAUCAUGAUUCUGGAGAAGACACAGUGUACCAAUCGCAACUCCCAGAAGGUUUUAACCAUGUCAAUUUGGAUGAUUUUGAUGUGGCACCAGAAUCUGAUGAGAACCUUAUGUGGAAUCCUGGGAUGGAGUUCCAACUUGGGAUGAUCUUCCCAAAUCGUGCUUCUGUUCAGGCAUGUGCUACUGCUUAUUCUGUUGAGAAUGGGAGGGAGCACAAAAGUCGUCGGACAACCAACUAUACUAUUAUGUUGGCAUGUAGGUAUAAUCCUAUUUGCAAAUGGUGGCUGCGUGCAACUCUGCUUCAAGCAACUCAUACGUGGACAUGCACAAAAUAUAUCGGGCCGCAUACGUGCAAUGAGCUGGUGCCAAAUGCUAAUCAUAGAAAUUUUGGGGCACGAGAAAUUGCGAAGUACGUGCGGAGGGAAGUGAUGGAGCAGCGUGACAUACACGUUAAUACCCUUAUUGCUGGCAUUUGGGAUGAACAUAGAGUGAGACCUCCAUAUAAAAGAAUGUGGUAUGCAAAGGAGAAGGCAAUUGCUUCUGUUUACGGGGACUGGCAUGAAUCCUUCGGAUGUAUCAAUGACUUAAUGCAUAAUAUGGUUCACGUAAAUCCGGGUUCAUUCUGGCAUGCGGAAGGCGAUGAGGUUUACAUUAACGGGAUGCUUCAGCCGAAUAUUAGAACGUUCGUUAGAAUGUUUUGGACUUUUUUUCCGAUGGUUGCUGGAUUUCGAUUCUGCAAACCUAUUCUGUUUGUCGAUGGGACCCAUUUGUAUGGGAGAUACAAGAUGACGAUGUUGAUAGCGUCAGCGAUAGAUGGAAACAGCCAUAUAAUGCCAGUAGCGUUUGCAAUUGUGGAAUCAGAAAGUACUGAAAGUUACGAAUAUUUUCUCGGGCAUUUACGGGAACAGGUCAUUCUUGGACGGAAGGUUUCCAUUAUUUCUGAUCGCCAUGCUGGCAUUUUAGCAGUUCUGAGGCGUCCUGAAUGGGCUGAUGUUCCGCACAAAUUCUGCAUAAGCCACCUUCCGCAGUCACAGGAGGCACCCACUACUCCACCGGCUGUAGAUGAUCAGGAGCUAUCCCUAGACGAUGAUCUCGAGAGCGAGGGCGCGCCAGGUGACAGACCGGGUGAUAGACAGUAUCGCGAUCUUACUGAGAGCAGUCUGCGCCGCAGACAAGAUAUGGGGACGCCAUCGCUGAGAGACUUACUGCUGCGACACAAUCUCCGACCGGAGAGGGUAACUCCUCCAGUCCAACGGCAAUGGACGAGACCAUGUGUUUCUAGACAUCAAGGGCAUCAACAAGAAGAAACACGUGUACGGCUUGGGUUCCGCGAGCAUCAGGUACACGGGGACGAGCAGCAGGGUGCAGCGAGGCAACUCCUCUAG